AUAAAAUUAAGCAAUGUGUUUUUGAUGAAAAAGCACAUGUUGAAAUGUGUUUUUGAUGAAAAAGCACAUGUUGAUGAAAUAGUUUCUUUAUAUUACGAGACUGGAUCGUCGAGAACUGUUUUAUUUAUAGGUGAGAUUUUAUGAAUCUUACUUAUUAAAUAAAUAAAUAAAUAAAUAGGAUUCAGAUCCUAUCUAUUAGCAACUCCUCUAAGAACCGAUCAGGAUUGUGUUCUAAGGAUCUCGGCUGUUAUAUUACAUAUUUACCAUCCCGUCCACGUUGAAAUGACCCAUUUCAAGGGUCCUCGACUGUUUCGAUGGGCUGAAUGGUACGACUAUAAAAGCACUACAUUUUUGGAGCCGCCUUCACUCGUUCGACCACUGACCGCCCUAGAACGUGGUCGUCUCCGGCGAUCGGCACUCCAUCGCCCAUCUUCGCCUCUUCGAAGGCGACAUGGGCUCUAAUUCCUCAGAUCGGCCCUCCUCCUCGGUCUCCUCUUUCGCCUCUGCAGCUGCAUCUGGUGGCUCCCUGAAGAGGAGCAGAAACCGAACCCCACAAAAUCCCCUCCGCUCGACGACCAAGAGAAAAUCCCCUUUCGCCGACUUCGGAAGUUACAUGGCGGAAAAGAACCGGAAGCUGGGAGCUCAAUUUCGAGCGGAUGCCGCCUCCGUUUCGUCACUCGGCUCCGAUGGCGCUCCCGUCGAUUCCGAAGAAGACAAGGGCGUCUUUCGUGGGGUCUCCAUUUUCGUCGAUGGCUUUACCAUCCCAUCCAGUCAGGAACUGAGGGGGUACAUGCUGAGGCAUGGUGGGCGAUUUGAAAAUUACUUCUCGAGAGAUACAGUGACUCAUAUCAUAUGCAGCAAUUUACCCAAUAGUAAAAUGAGAAACCUUCGUGCGUUCAGCCAUGGGUUACCUGUCGUUAGACCUGAGUGGGUGCUGCACAGCCUGGCGGCCAAUAGACUCUUGAGUUGGGCUCCGUAUCAGCUUGUACAUGGUGCAUGCAAACAACAGAAACUCUCAACUUACUUUCGUCACCAGAGCAUUUCAACCAGCAGCGAUGCUAAAGGUUCUAUAAAUCAUGAUGAGGAAAUUAAGGUUGGUCAAAAUCACUCGGUGGUACCAACCGAUGGCCAAACAUCUGAAUGUGGAGGGAUAAGCAUUCAAGUUGGUGAUGUGGCAUGCUUGAAAAGUGAAGAAUUUUCUCAAGCAAGAGAUGCAAAUCAAGAACCCUCUGCUUCCGAUAUGGUACAUUCAACUCUUACAGAUCCCAAUUUUGUGGAGAACUACUUCAAGAAUUCCAGGCUGCAUUUUAUUGGGACAUGGAGAAACAGGUACCGACAGCGAUUUUCAAAAUUGCUUACUGGAGUUAAAAGCAGCAAUGAAAAUUUGAAGUGUCAUUCAACCAAACAGAAAACUGCAAUCAUACACAUCGAUAUGGACUGCUUUUUCGUUUCGGUGAUUAUAAGAAACUUCCCAGAUUUGGUUCAUAAGCCUGUAGCAGUGUGUCACUCUGACAACCCCAGAGGAACUGCUGAAAUAUCAUCUGCCAAUUAUGUGGCAAGAAAUUUUGGUGUUAAGGCUGGGAUUUUUGUCAGAGAUGCCAAAGUUUGCUGCCCUAAUCUUGUUAUAUUGCCUUAUGACUUUGAGGCUUAUCAAGAGGUGGCUGAGCAAUUCUACAACAUACUACAUAAACAUUGCAGCAAAGUUCAGGCAUUAAGCUGUGAUGAAGCAUUUUUAGAUGUGACAGAAUGUGAUGUUGAUCCUGAAGACAUAGCAUUGGCCAUUAGGAAGGAAAUUGCUGAGACUACACGUUGUACAGCCAGUGCAGGAAUUGCUGAGAAUUUGCUUCUUGCUCGUUUGGCUACUAGGUCUGCAAAACCUAAUGGUCAGCGAUUCCUUCCAUCUGAAAAGGUAGAAGACUACUUAAAUGAUCUUCCUGUCAUGGAACUUCCUGGCAUUGGGUAUGCUACACAUGAGAAGCUUAAGAAGAGGCAAAUUCAAACCUGUGGUCAAAUGCGCAUGACUCAAAAGGAAGGUCUGCAGAAGGACUUUGGUGAAAAAAUUGGUGACAUGCUGUGGAAUUAUUGUCGCGGAAUUGAUAAUCGAAAUGUUGGAGAAGUUCAGGAAGCAAAAUCUAUUGGUGCUGAAGUUAAUUGGGGAAUUAGGUUCAAUGAUAUGACAGAUUGUAAUCAUUUCCUCAUCAAUCUCUGCAAGGAGGUCUCAUUACGGCUUCAGGGAUGUGGAGUACAAGGUCGUACUGUUACAUUGAAGGUGAAAAAAAGAAAGCAAGGAGCAGCUGAGCCGUUAAAGUUCAUGGGCUGUGGGGACUGCCAAAAUAUGAGCCGGUCCAUUACGGUACCUAUUGCCAUAGAUAAUGAAGCUGCCCUUCUGAGAAUAGCGAAGAAAUUUUUGUCUUCUUUUCACAUUGAUGUCAAGGAAGUCCGAGGCAUUGGUUUGCAUUUAACAAAGCUUGAGAGUGCAAAAAUUACUAGGAAAGGUCGUGAGAAUAUAGCAGUAUGGCUCAGUUCUCCUAUGCAUGCAACGAGAAGCAAAUGCAAACAAAUUAGUCAGUCUGACAAACAAUGUGAUAAUGGAGAUUUUUUAUUUUCUAGUGGGCCACCAGAAUCAGGAGAUUUAGACAGUUCACAUAAGCUAGAUCAGGACAAGCCUACUCUGCUCUUUCAAGAUGCAGGAUCUAAUUGCUCUUCGAUUAAGGGUGCUGAUUGUGUCAGACCAAUUAGAUCAUCAGUAUUGCCUCCUUUACAAGAUCUUGAUAUAGAUGUGGUUAGGAAUCUUCCUACUGAAAUUAUAUUAGAAAUGGAUGUUCUUUACAAGGGGGAAUUAUCUGAUCUUAUCAGCAAGAGCAAAGGGAACAAUUGCUUGACCCAUGUAUGCUCCUCUACUGUAUCCUUGAUAGAUGCAAGCACUAACAGUGCUGACGCAGGCAUAUCUGAUGCACAUAUUGAUUCUGUGAAACUGGGUCUAGAUUCAAAAGACAAGGGGAAAAUGCCUAUCUGUGAGAAUGUGGAGAGUAUCAGCUAUGUAGAUCAAGUAACGAUGGAGCCUAAACUGUUUGAUUUAAUGCCUGCAUCUCUAAGCCAGGCAGAUGCUUCAGUUUUUGAACAGAUGCCUGAAGAUGUGAAAGCUGAUGUACAUGGCCUACUUCCACUUCACAGAGAAUUAAAGGUCUCUAAAGAUUUUUAUACUUGCUUCGACUUUCCAAGCUGUGUACAAUUUCCAGAUCCUCACUUGAAAACCCAUCUUUGGUCGGGUGAUCCACCAUGGUGGGUGGAGAAAUUUAAUACAAGCAAGAACAUUCUUCUGAACGUUAUUUCUAGGCAUGCCAAAUCCAGCAAAGAUAUUCGUCUUUCAUCUAUUUUGCAGUCUGUAGCUCCAUUCCUGUUGCCAGUUUGUGAAUUAAGCAAUGAAGUAUAUGCUGAAGCAAUCUGUUGGUUACAUGAGCUUCUUGCACAGUAUAUUGUUCUAAAAAUUGGGUCUGAUAUUGAGGAGAUUUAUAAUUGCUUUUGUUUUCUAAAACGGAUCUCACCAUCAUCAAAAAUUUUAUUGCUAGUAUACAAUAGUGCACUUCCUCUUUUCCAGGCUUUGGUGAACGAGAAUUACGGAGGGAAAUUGCGUCUGUCGGUUAUACAAACCACUGAUGAAUGAAAGCAUCUUUGCCAAUAUGGGCUACGAGCAUUCUUGCUUUUGCACUCGUUCGAUAAUGAAAUUUUGAUCUUGUACAUAGAGGACACAAAUGUAACUGUCGCUCGUAUAUCUAUGUAUAUGUGUGUGUAUUGUGCUUUAUAUGUUCAUACUUGAGAUUAACUUAUUUGCUAUUCUAUUAUGGCCAAAUACCCAAUUGCAGUCCCAAAUAAUAGAAAAUUCUCAGAGAUGGUUCCCUUCUGACAAGUCUAAAUCAGGAUUUGAUCACCUCCAUGAAUCCCAUCUGCCAUCACUUGAAAGCAUGAGCAUGAAUGAUGAAAACAAGAAGCCCGACCAGGAUUUGACGUGCCAGCAUUGGGAGCAGAUCGUCUACAAGAAGCAUAAGCAGAUGGACUCCAAUGGCGGAGCAGAUGAAGAUCUUGCAGGCCUUGUUUGAAGGCGGGAUGCGGAGUCCAAGUCCGUCGGAAAUCGAGGAGGUGACCGCGGAGCUGAGCAAGUAUGGGAGGAUAGAGGGGAAGAACGUCUUCUACUGGUUCCAAAACCACAAGGCCAGAGAGAGGCAGAGGCAGAAGUUGAACAAGAAACGCAGCUAUCAACAGGAUGGUGAUACCGGUGCUGAUCUCUCCAAUCUCAAUCUCAGGGAUACAAGUAGAUACAAACGCAAGUGUAAUAAGAGUUGGAAUUGCUUAGAGUUGAAGGAAGUUGGAGAUGAAUAUGAUGAUCAUGAGGAUCAAACUUUAGAGCUUUUUCCAUUGCAACCAGAGUUUAACUUCCGCAAGACAAGGUAAAAUUGUAAUUUAUCCUUUUUUUUGGUUUAUUUGUAUUUAACUUGUUUUUGAUCUCCUUUAAUCGUUUAGAACUUAUCUCUGUUUUUUCCCUUUAAACUGUAGUUUUUUU
Zingiber officinale is the source of this 4558-nucleotide messenger RNA. RefSeq names its product DNA repair protein REV1-like. Gene Ontology annotation, biological process: error-prone translesion synthesis; error-free translesion synthesis. Gene Ontology annotation, molecular function: damaged DNA binding; DNA-directed DNA polymerase activity; deoxycytidyl transferase activity. The transcript has 26 exons. NCBI's taxonomy places the organism in Eukaryota, Viridiplantae, Streptophyta, Magnoliopsida, Zingiberales, Zingiberaceae. The record is from RefSeq and is a predicted model, not a curated record. Gene Ontology annotation, cellular component: nucleus. The coding region runs from base 452 to 3664 and encodes 1070 amino acids.